AUGACGGGAUUUCCCGUCGUUAAUAACCCCUUUCUUUGUAGUGGUAAGUCCGUACCUCUGGAAAAGAAGCUAACAGAGGGACGUGAAUAUGUGGUUAGAAAAGGUAAGAAGAAGGCAACCUUUUGGGAUUACUAUAUUGAGUACAUAGAAGAUGGAACUAUACGAGCCGAGUGUAAGUUUUGUGAUAAACAUUUUGGUGCUGAUCCUAAUACUAACGGAACAAAAAAUCUUAAGUAUCAUUCAGAAAGGUGUCUUGGUAAUCCUAUGAACAAAGAUAAGGGUAAAGGAACGCAAACUGAAUUGUAUUUUCAACCUGGGGAUGGAGACAAGGACGACGAGGAUGGUGAUGGAAAACUAAAAUAUGGAACAGUUAAUUUGAAAGAACUUAGAGAAGUAGUAGUUCGUAUGAUUAUUGUUGACGAGCUUCCUUUUAGAUUUGUUGAGAAAGUUGGCUUUAAGUACAUGAUGAGUAUUGCUUGUCCUAGAUUUCAUAUUCCAUCACGUACCACUAUUGCACGUGAUUGUUUUCAGCUCUAUUCUACUGAAAAGACAAAGUUAAAAAAUAUGUUUAAGAAUUGUCAAAAAAUUUGUGUGACAACUGAUACAUGGACUUCAAUUCAGAGAAUUAAUUACAUGUGUCUCACAGCUCAUUUCAUUGACAAUGAUUGGAAAUUGCAUAAAAAAAUCAUAAAUUUUUGUCCAAUUUCUAGUCAUAAGGGUGAGGCUAUUGGAAAAGCAGUAGAGCAUUGUUUGGAAACUUGGGGUAUUGAGGACAAACUUUUUACUGUCACUGUUGAUAAUGCUAGUUCUAAUGAUGUUGCUUGUGCUCACUUAAGAAGAAUGGUGCAACGAACUGGAUGUGUUAGUGAUGGAAAAUUUCUUCAUAUUAGAUGCAUUGCUCAUAUUAUUAAUCUUAUUGUGUGGGAUGGCAUUAUAGAGAAUGGAGUGUGCAUUGAUAGGGUUCGAAAUGCUGUUAAGUUUGUUAAGAAUUCUCCUGCAAGAACAUAA
Spinacia oleracea (spinach) is the source of this 1008-nucleotide messenger RNA. Its product is annotated as zinc finger BED domain-containing protein RICESLEEPER 2-like. Bases 1 to 1008 code for a protein of 335 amino acids. The transcript has a single exon. NCBI's taxonomy places the organism in Eukaryota, Viridiplantae, Streptophyta, Magnoliopsida, Caryophyllales, Amaranthaceae. The record is from RefSeq and is a predicted model, not a curated record. Gene Ontology annotation, molecular function: DNA binding.